AUGUCCUCGCUUUUCCGGGCUUCUAACUUUCGGCGUUCCGCCAUUCCGACCAUCCUCGGAUCGAGCAAGCGCUUCCGCUGGCUGUCACUCGCCAUCGACCGCCACGGGGACUUGGACGAGGGGAUGCGCGCCCGUGUGGUGGACUUCGUGCGUGACCCGUCACUCGGCACGCCCUCCCCCUCCUCCUCCUCCUCCUCCUCCGUGUGCUCUUCUGACCCGGGCGAGGGCCUCGAUGCGGGAGAUGCCCUGCUCCGGACGGCCGACGUGCACUUCCGCUCGGGUGACGGGUCCCGCUGGCCGAAUGUCUUGCUGGCCCGUUUUGCUUAG
Molecule: messenger RNA, 327 nt
Organism: Fonticula alba
Lineage: Eukaryota; Rotosphaerida; Fonticulaceae
Exons: 2
Coding region: 1-327 (108 amino acids)
Source: RefSeq, a predicted model, not a curated record